ACCCCCUUCCACCCCUCCCCACCGUUUCUUGCCGGGGGCAGGGCGCUCGCCCUCCUCCCCGCGGCGCUCGAAGCCGGCGCGCGCUAGGACCGCGGCGCGCCGCCCUCCGCCGCUAUAAGAGGCCGCGCUCGCGCCCCACGCGGAACCCGCGGCUCAGACCCGUCCCCGGCGUCCCGACCCGCGCUGGACCCGAGGCCGGACCCAACGCGGCGCAGCCGACGCCAGCCCGGGGCCUGCGAGGGACGCGCGCCCCGGGGUCCCCGCCGCGGGCACCAUGGGCGCUGCCCACUCCGCGUCCGAGGAGGUGCGGGAGCUCGUGGGCAAGACCGGCUUCUCCUCAGACCAGAUCGAGCAGCUCCACCGGAGGUUUCAGCAGCUGAGUGGAGACCAGCCCACCAUUCGGAACCUGCGCAAGGGAUCCAGUGGCCUGGCUGACGAGAUCAACUUUGAGGACUUCCUGACCAUCAUGUCCUACUUCCGGCCCAUCGACACCACCAUGGACGAGGAGCAGGUGCAGCUGUGCCGGAAGGAGAAGCUGAGAUUUCUGUUCCACAUGUAUGACUCGGACAGCGACGGCCGCAUCACCCUGGAGGAAUAUCGAAAUGUGGUAGAGGAGCUGCUGUCGGGAAACCCGCACAUCGAGAAGGAGUCGGCCCGCUCCAUCGCCGACGGGGCCAUGAUGGAGGCGGCCAGCGUGUGCGUGGGGCAGAUGGUGGUACAGGAGCUGCUUCUGUCUUCGGCGGGGGGGGGGGGGGUAGAGUCUGAGGAGGAGAAGAGCUACGGAGGAAGGAAAGGAGAUGAUCCACCUGCGAACUCAGAACCUGCAAAGAAGCUUCUUCAAAAGAGCCAACAGGGAUCCAGGGGUCAUGGAAUUUGGCCUGGAUGGGAUCAGCCUUUGUGGUGCUCACACGGACUCAGUUGCCGUGCAUGGUCUACGGGUAUUUAAAGAGGCCCCAGACUCUACAUACGCGUAUUGGAUCGCGCUUGUAAAUUCCGCCAAGUAAAUCCUCGGAGUCCUUAUUGAUCACUCGCUCUGGGGAUGGACUUUCUCUUCGUGGUCCUCUCAGUUUCUGCUUUGCUGUUUUGAAGGGACAUCGGGCAGUUGCUGCUGCACAGUGUCCAUCCUUUGUAAGGUGACCGCUCGGCCUCCCCAUCCCUCAGAAAUGGAGGCUGCGUAUCGUACUCGCCCCCCCCCC
Molecule: messenger RNA, 1196 nt
Organism: Neofelis nebulosa (Clouded leopard)
Lineage: Eukaryota; Metazoa; Chordata; Mammalia; Carnivora; Felidae
Gene: TESC
Product: tescalcin
Exons: 8
Coding region: 275-946 (223 amino acids)
Molecular function (GO): calcium ion binding
Source: RefSeq, a predicted model, not a curated record